Molecule: messenger RNA, 1665 nt
Organism: Histoplasma mississippiense
Lineage: Eukaryota; Fungi; Ascomycota; Eurotiomycetes; Onygenales; Ajellomycetaceae
Exons: 4
Coding region: 1-1665 (554 amino acids)
Source: RefSeq, a predicted model, not a curated record
AUGGGGAAAGCUAGUGCCACGGGGACUGGCAAGGGGAAGGCCUCUGAUGUCUCGUCCGCUUUAGGUGACAGUGAUCAUUUCAGAGUCACAGACUCGACUUGCGCCACUUUAUCCACUCCGUCCACCCCCCAACAUAUGUCGCCGAGUUAUGCAGCGAGAUCAGUUUCCAGCAAGCCCCAAGGAAGCUCCAAAUCUUUCGAAUUUGUUUUGGUUACAGACACAGAGUCCAGAAAGCAGGUUCGGCGUCAUGCGAUGCGACAAUAUAUGCGCCAGCGGCGCCUUGACGGCAUUGCACGACUUGAAUCAAGCCGCGCCCAGGUUAGAAGUUGGAACACAAAUAGUAACUCCGCCAGGGGAACACCUCUCUCAACGCAGUCAUCGAGAAUUGAACCGCUAGAUGACAAUGAGAAGCCAGUUGAUACUAAAGAUACUUCGAGCGAUGCUCGCCAUUUCCUCAAACACCUAGCGGGUGCGGCGGGCCAGAAUGAGUCGGUUCAAUCACUCACCCACAAAAUGCGAGCUUUGAGGCUAUUAAACGAGCGCCUUCAGCACGACGUAUGUGGGAAGCAUGAUGGUACAAUUUACGCGGCUGCAACUAUGGCCGUGAUCGAAAAAUGGUCCAAGGACCUAACUGUUGAACGCAUGCAUAAUCAAGGAAUCAGGCAAAUAGUGCGACGACGAGGUGGUAUGAGUGGUGUCAAGGCCAGCAGCCCAUUUCUGGAAAGUGUCUUGUAUUGGGUUGAUUUCAGUAGCGCUCCAAGGGCUAUCGUGGGGGCUAAUCUUCCAUGGACUGGCAAUAUUCCAGACACAGUACCAUCGACUCUUCCCUAUUUGUCCCCUGAACUUCGUAUUCCUCUGAGUUCAUUCGAUCAUUCUAUGGACACAGACCCAGAGGAAAUAUCGAGUGUAUUGCGAGCAUGUGAAGAUUUCCUGACUUUCUUCCGCUCUCUCGAUGCGUUGCAAUACUCACUUAUUACCAACGCCAUUCCUAGCCCUCAAAGUUUUCGUCAGGGUCAAGACUUUCAACCACCAAGGCUUAAUCUUUUUGGCCCAUCAACACCUCUAUAUUCUAUUCUUACCACGCUCCCUGAUUAUGACCACGGAAUUCGUGACGUUCGCUAUAUCGACGAGUAUUCUUGCAUGGCCUGUCUACUGUAUCUCAACAUCGCAUUGUAUGACCAUUAUCUAGCCUCGUACAAUUUUGACCAUUACCUCGAGUGGGUCACAUUGGAGCUCAAAAAGAUCAAUCCACAUUCAACCCCUAGCAUCUCAUCGCUGCUGUGGAUAUUCUUGGGACAUGGGGGAUAUAUGUCAACCGGACCUUCAGAUAAAGGAGAGAGAAGUUGGUUUGUAUCACGAAUGUUGCGUGUAGCCAAGAAACUGGAGUGGAAACGAUCUGGGACAUUAUGGGACAAACUACGCAGUAUUCUUCUUGGAUUUUUAACGUCGCACCAAGAAUGUGGAAUCGGAAGAGACGUGGUGAGCCAAGCAGAAUCUCUCGCCCGCCAAAACCGUCGUGGUUUGCUCUGGGAUGAAGAUGAAAUGCGGAGAGAAAUCUUAGGACCUCUAUACACCGGACCUCCGGUUUAUUCUAUCACUUCCACCAGUGCAGACCACUUACUACAGCCAUCAACACCUCCUGGCUGUAAGGAUCAUCAGGUUUGA